AUGAAAGAAAAACUACUAGAGACGGACGCUCUAGCGGAAUAUAAAAAAGCCCACAAAAAAAACUACGAGCAAAGACUUAUAAGGGAAAAGGAACUCCAGGAAAAGGAACAGGCGGACGAAAUAGCUAACGAAAGGAACAAAAAGGAACAAGCAUAUAAGCAGCUGCAAAUAGAAAAGGACAGAGAAUACUCAAUUCAAUAUUACCACGAAAUAAAUAGUCUACAUCGAGCAAACACGGUUAGCACCGAUGAUGGUUCACCUAUGCUGAGUAACUACACAGAGAGGUUAAUAAGUUCUUCUCAUUACACCUACAUGUCGGAUGGCGCAGCACGUGGUAUCUUGGACGAUGGAUCAAGGGUUCCCUUUUCUCGAAGGAUACAGGAUUUCUUUUCGAGCAGUGACAUGAGGCAGUGCUUUGGAUGCAGUAGAGUUCAAAUCGUUUGCAACGUCAUUCUCUUCAUUAUGGUUAUUACGUUUAUUGUUAUUUUCGCCUUCUUAUGA
Molecule: messenger RNA, 501 nt
Organism: Plasmodium cynomolgi strain B
Lineage: Eukaryota; Apicomplexa; Aconoidasida; Haemosporida; Plasmodiidae
Exons: 2
Coding region: 1-501 (166 amino acids)
Source: RefSeq, a predicted model, not a curated record